Messenger RNA from Anolis carolinensis (green anole), 504 nucleotides. RefSeq names its product fibroblast growth factor 22 (gene fgf22). The transcript is spliced from 3 exons. Gene Ontology annotation, biological process: positive regulation of cell population proliferation; cell differentiation; positive regulation of gene expression. The coding region runs from base 1 to 504 and encodes 167 amino acids. NCBI's taxonomy places the organism in Eukaryota, Metazoa, Chordata, Lepidosauria, Squamata, Anolidae. Gene Ontology annotation, molecular function: fibroblast growth factor receptor binding; growth factor activity. The record is from RefSeq and is a predicted model, not a curated record. Gene Ontology annotation, cellular component: cytoplasm.
AUGGGUCGCACUGCCUUGGGGCUCUUCGUGGGGCUCGUCCUGCUCGGGUUCGGGGCCGGAGCGGGCUGGCGGCGGGGGGUCCGGAGCUACCCACACCUGCAGGGCGACGUGCGCUGGAGACGGCUCUACUCCGCCAACCACUUCUUCCUGCGCAUCGGCCGAGACGGCAAAGUGGACGGCACUCGGCAGAAGGAGAACCCCGACAGCGUCAUGGAGAUCCGCUCCGUCAACGUGGGCACCGUGGCCGUCCGCGCCACCCACAGCGGCUACUACCUGGCCAUGGAUGGCAAUGGGAGGAUCUACGGAACGAAAUCCUACGGCCCCGACUGCAAGUUCCAAGAGCGCAUCGAGGAGAACGGCUACAACACCUACGCCUCCCUACUCUGGCGCCACCGCGGACGGCCCAUGUUCCUCUCCCUCAACGCCCGUGGUUCGCCUCGCUGGGGGGCCAAGACCCGGAGGCAGCAGCCCUCGACCCAUUUCUUGCCCAUCCUUGCCUUCUGA